Messenger RNA from Patella vulgata (common limpet), 1249 nucleotides. Its product is annotated as ankyrin repeat domain-containing protein 66. The record is from RefSeq and is a predicted model, not a curated record. The transcript is spliced from 4 exons. The coding region runs from base 154 to 624 and encodes 156 amino acids. Gene Ontology annotation, molecular function: protein binding. Lineage: Eukaryota; Metazoa; Mollusca; Gastropoda; Patellidae. Gene Ontology annotation, cellular component: cytoplasm; nucleus.
AGGUAUAACACUCAAACUAUUACACUAUGUAACAGUAACUUAUCUAUAUUAUAUACAGGUGUAGUCCUUUCUAGCCACCGAUUAUUCCUAUAUACCUACCUACAGGUUUAUUGCUAUAGACAAACCUUUUUCAAAUUGUGCAUUUUCAAAACGAUGGAUGGUCUAAAGCUACAUGAUGCAGCGGCUACAGGAGAUCGUGAUGCGAUGGAAGACCUUUUGAAAUCCGAGAAAAUUGACAUCAACCUAGCAGAUGAAGAAUACCACAACUAUACAGCUUUACACUGGGCGUGUUCUAAAGGAUAUUCCGAAUGUGUUCGUCUGUUAUUAGAGUUUGGUGCGAAAGGAACUAGUCGAUCAGAUCAAGGUUGGACACCAGCUCAUUGUGCAGCAGAAACAGGGCGAACCCCGGCAUUAAGAGCUUUAUAUUCCGCUGGUGUUUCUGUACACAAAAAGGAUAAAUAUGGUGAUACUCCCAGACGAAUAGCAACUAUAUAUGGACAUGCAGAUUGCGUUAAAUUUCUAAUCCAGGCUGGAGCCGAAAUGGCUGCCAAAAGACAGCAAGGAGAAAGUGAUUCAGACGAUAGCAGUGAUGACGAAACAAACGCGGAAAAAUCGGAACCAUGAUAGUUUAAUAACUUAAAACAUGUCAAAAAUAUCAUCAAUCUCGUUUAGUCGAAACCCAAGAGGCAUCGUUAUAUUCGAUUUGAAGUCGAAUGUAUCCCUAUUUUAACUUUAGGGAGUAAUUGCUUCCAGUUUUCCAAUGCCAAUGGCGAAAAUAUGUUGAUAAAAUUCAGUUUUCCGUCCUGAGUAAAACUUAUUGGUCGUCAUCACAUAUACAAUCCGACAUGGUUAAAAGUCUGUGAUUGUGCUUGAAUGUGUAUUAUUGAAUCACACAAACAAUUAGAGUGCUAUAGACGAAAAUGUGUUAUUAUUAUUUAACAAACUAAAUUUGUGAAUUCUAGUUAUACCACAACCAUGAUGGCAUUUAUAAGUCUUUGAACUCAGCAUUUGCGUGUUAGAAAAUCACCAUAGUCUGAUAAAGGAUUGGCUAUUGCAAUUGCACAGUCGCCGACAAAAUGGUGACUGGUGAGUUAGCCCUCCUGGUACAUUAUUUCAAGGACUAUAUUAAAGCAAAUAAUUUAAAAAUUGUUUACCAAAGAUAAAUUACUGAUAGUAUAUUAGAGCCCCGAAUCAGUAUUAUAUUAAACACAUGUAUAUUGUUUAUACAAUAAAAUACAUCAUAGACUCA